Messenger RNA from Phytomonas sp. Hart1, 1242 nucleotides. The record is from the annotation of a GenBank genome assembly. NCBI's taxonomy places the organism in Eukaryota, Euglenozoa, Kinetoplastea, Trypanosomatida, Trypanosomatidae.
AUGGCCGCCGUUGACGGCGAAACCGGUAGUCGGCUCCGGGCGGCUCUUUCCCGCGGUGGGUUUGCGAUGCCCACGGGGAAAGUCAGGCGGCGGCCAUCGCGGCCGAGAGCCCCCCCCGCGGUGGUCUCGAAAUGCCCGCACAACGACGCGGAUGCGAAGCCGCCACCGGCCCAGAUACGGCGCUUUUCCGCCGACGAAACGGCGCGUGCGGAGGCGGCGAUGGCGGGCGGCGAAUCCGGGACGGAACAACGGCCAUCACGUCAAAGAACCGAGGCCUCCGUUGUGGCCCCCCUCAGCUUGGAGGUAUUGGAUUUAUUACAACGCGAGGUGUUUGAGAACCCCAGACGAUUCGUGCUUUCGCCGGUGUACCGCUUUAUUGAACUGUUAGGUGGUGUUGAAGUCGACAACCACCCGGUAGUGUGUAGUCUGCCUUCCCCAAGGGCAUUUCGCGAGCCACCCCCAAGUGGCUUUACUUCCAAUUAUCGCGUCUUACUAGUGCCUCUGACCGGGGAUAACUACCUUCACAGUAGCGGUUGGAUGGUUCCUGUGGCAAUAGAAGGGGAGACCCUCGCGAUGCGUCUUAGGGUCAACGGUGUGCUCACACCAACCCCCUCGAAUUGGAACCUUGCGCCUGGAAAGGAGGCAAACGCUAUCAGGACUUCUCCAGUAGCCGACAUUACACAUUUAGUGAUCUCUCAGGAGGAGGACCUUUUUGUUCUUGAGAUCGACUUCACAUCGAUUCCAGACGACACGUUUCUGUGGUCCGGCAUCGUCGCUUGCAUAUUUGUAGAGGAGAUCCCAUUGGCUACAAUAUGUGAGCGCGUAGUGCGAAAUUAUACGGGGGAUGCUAAUGGAGGUGUGGGCACUGCGCUUCUUCGUAAUGGGCCGGAUGCCCGUGAUGCGGUGCGGGUCACCAAGGUAAGCGUGAAGGUAACGUGCCCCCUGACAGCCCUCCCUAUGGAAAUACCAGCCCGCACGCUCACGUGUGCGCACAUGCAAUGCAUGGAGCUCUAUACCAUCCUGCUGCGCUUCACACAAAGUAAUCUUUGGAACUGCCCUUUAUGUGGUGCGCCGUCAAGGCUUCACGAGAUACGUGUAAAUUAUAGGUUGAAGGAAUGGCUGGAUAUCCACCGCAACAAAAUAGAUCACGUUGACUACAUUAUAGAAACUCCCCUGGGUAAACCGUUGAGAGUGCAAUGGUGUGAAGCUGAAAUUAGAGAUACAUAUUUUAUUGAAGACUAA